AUGGAGAAUGCAAAGGAAAGAAUAGAACUUGCGCGGGCGCACAUAGUGCGGAGCUCUGUAAUACUAUGGAGUUGGUCCUCUGCAUUAAACUAGGCUCCAGGGUCAAAAGCGGCGUUUUAGAGCAGCACUAAAUCCCUGCAAGACGCCGUUGCAGGAUGAAUGAGAGGGAAUAGCUGCUUGACGAGCCCGAGAGCGAGCAUGGUGACCUGGAAUGCACAAGACACGGCAACCACAAUCACGGAAGUGAAGAUGGCGCUAUGCGAAAGAGGCCUCGCAUCGGCCACCAGAUCCAUGGCUGCCACUAGCCCCCGUCACCACCGCCUGUCAGGCGACAUCUGCGUAUCUAAUAAUAAGCCAGGGUCAAAAAGUCCAAGUGCCAGGGUCACAGUGCUGCUGCUGCUGCGACUCGCAUCGCAUGCAUACUACUUCGUCGCAGUAGUAUUAAUAUUAGCAGUGCCGCCGGUCUCGAAAAGACGCUGCCGAGCAAAAAGAAUAUCAAAGGUCCUGUUGCGAUUGAAGGGAUCGAGCAUAUAACACUACUGCUGGUGGUAAAACACACCCCGUCGGCGUUGUGGCCAGGGUUAUUGUGCCAGUGUGACUCCAAACUCCGCUUGUGGCUCGCCCACCCAAAACCACUGCGACGUUUCCACACCCGCGCUGCUUCUUUCGAACUCUCUCCGGCAAUGAAC
Molecule: messenger RNA, 689 nt
Organism: Trichoderma asperellum CBS 433.97
Lineage: Eukaryota; Fungi; Ascomycota; Sordariomycetes; Hypocreales; Hypocreaceae
Source: RefSeq, a predicted model, not a curated record